AUGACCCGGGGCAUCGCGCCCCUCGGCCUCCCUGGCCCUGCGGGCGCCCCAAGGGCCAUCGCCUCCCCCGUGCCGAGCGCUCCCUGCCCGGCGUCUGCGCGGCCUCGGGCCCGGCCCGGGGGACCUCCCUGCGCACCCCUGACCCCCCCCCGCACCCCCUCCGGUCGCCCGUCCUCGGACUUCACGGCCCCGCCUGGUAGACAGACUCUGGGCCCCGCGAGGCAAAGACAGCUUCCCCGAGGCACCUCAAGAGAGGCACGGACGGGUAAGUCGAGGCCCACGGAGGGCGCGGUGGCGCUGGGCGGGGCGCGCGUAGGGGAGGCGGGCGGGGAGGGGAACAGGGCUGGUCGGCAGCUCUCGGUCCUUCGGGCACGGGGGCACGGCGGGCACGGCGGGCGCUGCACCUGCGGGGGGCCACGGGGCUCCCGCUGGUGCCAGGGCGGUCACCCAGCCGCACACCUGCGCAGUGCCCCCCGCCCCCCAGAGCGCGCCUGGCCCGGAUUGGGCGCGCCGGCCCGGGGGGCGGGCCUCGGAAAGCGGAACCGGAAGUGCCGCCGCGGGCCGCCGCGGGCCGCCCGGGCGUCGGGGGUCGUGGCCGGGGAGGGACGCGGUCGUGGGCCCGCCCGGACGCCUCAGCAGGCCCGCGGCCGGGUCGCGCUCUCCUCCGCCGGGAGGACUCGGGCCCCGCCCUGCCCGCUGCGCUCGGGAGCCCGGACGCAGCCCGCCCGCCCCGGACCGCCGCCCGCGGGCUUCAGCUGGGGGGGCUGCUGGGUCCUGGGGCCCAACACCCGGGCCGCGACCUUGACGUGCCCUCUGCUGCUGCAGCCAGCGCCGUGCGCCUGCGCCAGCUCCCACGGCCCACGGCACCCGCGUCCCGGCCCGCGGCUUCCUUGCCUUCCCCGCGCCGCCCCAGGGCCGCCCCAGGGACCCACCAGCCCCCGCGGUCACCGGGGUCGCCGCCCCAGGGACCCACCAGCUCCCCCGGUCACCGGGGUCACCGCCCCAGGGACCCACCAGCUCCCCCGGUCUCGGGGUCGCCGCCCCAGGGACCCACCAGCUCCCCCGGUCUCGGGGUCACCGCCCCAGGGACCCACCAGCCCCCGCGGUCACCGGGGUCACCGCCCCAGGGACCCACCAGCCCCUGCGGUCACCAGGGUCGCCGCCCCAGGGACCCACCAGCCCCCGCGGUCACCGGGGUCGCCGCCCCAGGGACCCACCAGCUCCCCCGGUCACCGGGGUCGCCGCCCCAGGGACCCACCAGCCCCCGCGGUCACCGGGGUCACCGCCCCAGGGACCCACCAGCCCCUGCGGUCACCAGGGUCGCCGCCCCAGGGACCCACCAGCCCCCGCGGUCACCGGGGUCGCCGCCCCAGGGACCCACCAGCUCCCCCGGUCACCAGGGUCGCCGCCCCAGGGACCCACCAGCCCCCGCGGUCACCGGGGUCACCGCCCCAGGGACCCACCAGCUCCCGCGGUCACCGGGUCGCCGCCCCAGGGACCCACCAGCUCCCCCGGUCACCGGGGUCGCCGCCCCAGGGACCCACCAGCUCCCCCGGUCACCGGGGUCGCCGCCCCAGGGACCCACCAGCUCCCCCGGUCACGGGGUCGCCGCCCCAGGGACCCACCAGCCCCCCGGUCACCGGGGUCACCGCCCCAGGGACCCACCAGCCCCCGCGGUCACCGGGGUCACCGCCCCAGGGACCCACCAGCCCCCCGCCGGUCACCGAGGGUCACCGCCCCAGGGACCCACCAGCCCCCGCGGUCACCGGGGUCACCGCCCCAGGGACCCACCAGCUCCCCCGCGGUCACCGGGGUCGCACCGCCCCAGGGACCCACCAGCUCCCCCGGUCACCGGGGUCACCGCCCCAGGGACCCACCAGCUCCUCCGGUCACCGCCCCAGGGACCCACCAGCUCCCCCGGUCACGGGGUCACCGCCCCAGGGACCCACCAGCCCCCGCGGUCACCGGGGUCGCCGCCCCAGGGACCCACCAGCUCCCCCGGUCACCGGGGUCACCGCCCCAGGGACCCACCAGCCCCUGCGGUCACCAGGGUCGCCGCCCCAGGGACCCACCAGCUCCCCCGGUCACCGGGGUCGCCGCCCCAGGGACCCACCAGCUCCCCCGGUCACGGGGUCACCGCCCCAGGGACCCACCAGCUCCCCCGGUCACGGGGUCACCGCCCCAGGGACCCACCAGCCCCCGCGGUCACCGGGGUCACCGCCCCAGGGACCCACCAGCCCCCGCGGUCACCGGGGUCACCGCCCCAGGGACCCACCAGCUCCCUCGCGGUCCACCAGGGUCAGCCGCCCCAGGGACCCACCAGCCCCCGCGGUCACCGGGGUCACCGCCCCAGGGACCCACCAGCCCCCCGGUCACCGGGGUCACCGCCCCAGGGACCCACCAGCCCCCGCGGUCACCGGGGUCACCGCCCCAGGGACCCACCAGCUCCCCCGGUCACGGGGUCACCGCCCCAGGGACCCACCAGCUCCCCCGGUCACCAGGGUCACCGCCCCAGGGACCCACCAGCUCCCCCGGUCUCGGGGUCACCGCCCCAGGGACCCACCAGCCCCCGCGGUCACCAGGGUCGCCACCCCAGGGACCCACCAGCUCCCCCGGUCACGGGGUCACCGCCCCAGGGACCCACCAGCCCCCGCGGUCACCGGGGUCACCGCCCCAGGGACCCACCAGCUCCCCCGGUCACGGGGUCACCGCCCCAGGGACCCACCAGCCCCCGCGGUCACCGGGGUCACAGGUCACCGGGAUCACCACCAGGCGCUGCUUCUGGGUCACGACCCCUGUCACUAG
This is a messenger RNA of Nyctereutes procyonoides (raccoon dog), 2805 nucleotides long. Its product is annotated as basic proline-rich protein-like. The coding region runs from base 1 to 2805 and encodes 934 amino acids. The record is from RefSeq and is a predicted model, not a curated record. The transcript has 3 exons. NCBI's taxonomy places the organism in Eukaryota, Metazoa, Chordata, Mammalia, Carnivora, Canidae.